AUGGCUGGCCCUGACUACUGGAGAAAUAUCCUCGUCGUGGUGCCGAUCGUGGGAACGUCUGUAGCCACCAUCGUCUAUCUGCUGCGACUGUCCUGUCGCUAUCUGUCUGGUACUCAUAUCAAAGCGGAAGAUAUCUUGAUGGGAAUUGGACUCUUCUUUACCUAUGGCGUGACGGGCUGUCAUGUCGUCCGCAUUCAGCGGCAUUGGCGAGUCCAUUCGAAUCUCCCGGAACAUCUUCGAAUGCGAACAGCUUUGGUCGCCUGGCUCGCUCAGAAAUUCUGGCCUCCCGCCCAAGUGUUUGUCAAAACGUCGAUUGUCAUCUUCCUGCGCAGGCUCUUAGGCACCAUCGAUGGGUUCCGGCACAUCGCGACAGGAGUCAUCGUCUUUUCCAUCGUGUGGGGAUCGACCGCCAUCAUCGGGAAUACGUUUCAAUGCUGGCCGCCGCAGUAUUUCUUCGUCAAGCAUAUCGAGGGCCACUGCAUGGCUGGGCAGAAUAUCUUCUUCAUUGUCAUGGGGUCACUGUCGCUGGCUGAGGAUGUGGUCAUUCUGUGUCUUCCCAUGCCGGUUGUCUGGAAGUUGCAAAUGGCAACACGGCAGAAGAUUGAAAUGACCAUUAUCUUUUCGAUUGGGGGGCUAGUGUGCGCCUUCAGUCUGUUACGAUUAAUCUAUUUCCGCAAGUACCGCACAGACGAUAUAUCCGGAACCGCUGCCCUCGAAUCCAUCUGGACGAUCCUCGAGCUCGACGUCGCCAUCAUCUGCGGCUCCAUCCUGCUCAUCAAGCCGCUCUUCCAGGCCUGCCCUCAUGAUCAACAAGCCAGACUCCAUCUUCACCGGGGCAAGUCACGAUCUGUGUUCCGGGAUCCGGUCGGAGAUAUGCACCACCCCGACAAUGGAGCGGAAUGA
Molecule: messenger RNA, 903 nt
Organism: Aspergillus wentii DTO 134E9
Lineage: Eukaryota; Fungi; Ascomycota; Eurotiomycetes; Eurotiales; Aspergillaceae
Exons: 6
Coding region: 1-903 (300 amino acids)
Source: RefSeq, a predicted model, not a curated record